GGCCAAGCCGGAGAGGGAGCGGUUACGCGAGCACGCACGGUCUAUGAACGCGCACAGGUAGAUCUCUAUUAUCAGUGUUCAGGUAAACCUGGAAAUCUCAGCCGUGGGACUCGAGGUGGCACAUUUAAAGUGGUAUUCACCAAUAUGUCAGUCCGAUCAAGACCUGGCUAUUAUCGCCAGGAGGUGAAUAAAACCAUUUGGGAGGUUCCGGAGAGAUACCGAGAUCUGAAACAGGUGGGGACAGGGGCAUAUGGUACAGUAUGCUAUGCAUUUGACCGGAGGACAGGGGCAAAGGUGGCCAUCAAGAAGCUCCAUCGUCCCUUCCAGUCUGACCUGUUUGCCAAAAGAGCUUAUCGGGAGCUCAGGCUGCUCAAACACAUGAAGCAUGAUAAUGUUAUUGGACUCCUGGAUGUUUUUACUGCAGACCUUUCUCUAGACAGAUUCCAUGACUUUUACUUGGUCAUGCCUUUCAUGGGUACUGAUCUAGGAAAACUAAUGAAAAUGGAGAGACUGUCAGAGGACAGGGUUCAGUAUUUGGUCUACCAGAUGUUGAGAGGACUCAAAUAUAUCCAUGCUGCUGGAAUCAUUCACAGGGAUCUCAAACCAGGCAAUCUGGCAAUCAAUGAAGAGUGUGAGCUUAAGAUCCUGGAUUUUGGUUUAGCUCGGCAAGCAGACAGCGAAAUGACGGGCUAUGUUGUGACACGUUGGUACAGAGCGCCUGAAGUCAUCCUUAGCUGGAUGCACUACACACAGACUGUGGACAUCUGGUCAGUCGGAUGCAUCAUGGCAGAAAUGCUGCUUGGAAAACCACUUUUCAAAGGAACUGACCACCUGGAUCAGCUGAUGGAGAUCAUGAAGAUUACAGGGACACCCACAAAAGAGUUCACAGCCAAACUACAGUCUGAAGAUGCUAGAAACUACAUAGCAAAAUUACCAAAACUUAGAAAGAAAGACCUUCGGACAUUGUUACCAAAUGUUAACCCACAAGCAAUUCAUGUGUUAGAAUGCAUGCUGCUCCUGGACCCUGAAAGUAGAAUAACAGCAGCAGAGGGACUGGCUCUUCCAUUCUUCUCAGAGUUUCGUGAACCAGAGGAGGAGACAGAGGCCCCGCCGUAUGAUCAUUCACUGGAUGAGGCAGAGCAGUCAGUGGAGCAAUGGAAAAAACUCACCUUCACUGAAAUUCUGACCUUCCAUCCAGCACCAGUGGUGGGAGAAUCUAAAGAGACAGCCCUCUGAGAUUGCUUAUUUUUACAUCAUCAACGCUUCACAUUUUCUUUGUACCAUGUCAUAUACAAACUUUGAACUAUUUUUGUGAGUGUACUGUUUAUUUUUAGCUUUUUAGCCUGUUGUGUGCUAAUUGUUUGCACGGUUGAACUAGGCACAACUGACCUGCACCAUUCUGCAAUUUGAGUUGAAGAUUUGAGUAUAAAUCUUUGCAAGUAUGUGAUUGUAGUACCCUUAUAUUUUUAUUAUUAGUAUUUUUUCAAGCAAAACCUGUCACUAGCCAGCAUUGUUGCUGACACUUAAUUACACUGGAGAUAAUUUCACUGAAAUACUGCUGUAUAAAUAUCCAUAUAUUUUACAUGGUUUACAUGUAACUCUGAAAUAAAAAAAGAACUCUUUUCAGGUUUUUGCCAAACACUACAGCCAAAUAUUCUAGUAUCUGCAAGAGUAUUACUUUUAUCUUUUAAAACCAAGUUUGCCAACCUGUGCACAGUCCAGAAAAAUCAUGUUUUUAUGCAAAAGAAAAUGGUGUAUAUUAAGCAUAUUUUGAAUUCAUUACAUUACAUUUUUGUUGUAUAUUUUUUAUUCAGUUUUACAGAAGAAAAGUCACAUGAUUAAAAGACAAUUGGUAA
Molecule: messenger RNA, 1856 nt
Organism: Labeo rohita (rohu)
Lineage: Eukaryota; Metazoa; Chordata; Actinopteri; Cypriniformes; Cyprinidae
Gene: mapk12a
Product: mitogen-activated protein kinase 12a
Exons: 12
Coding region: 145-1236 (363 amino acids)
Biological process (GO): protein phosphorylation; intracellular signal transduction
Cellular component (GO): nucleus; cytoplasm
Molecular function (GO): ATP binding; MAP kinase activity
Source: RefSeq, a predicted model, not a curated record